Messenger RNA from Tigriopus californicus, 592 nucleotides. RefSeq lists its product as uncharacterized. The transcript is spliced from 2 exons. Bases 132 to 464 code for a protein of 110 amino acids. The record is from RefSeq and is a predicted model, not a curated record. NCBI's taxonomy places the organism in Eukaryota, Metazoa, Arthropoda, Copepoda, Harpacticoida, Harpacticidae.
CCACUCAAAAUUUUGACUAUGUGGGCCUAUAAAAGCAAAAGCUUGUCUUCUGCAAUCUCAAGUCAACUUAAGACAUUCAAUACCAUCACAUCCCCUCAUCUUCACCAAAACCAAUCACAUCCAGUGCCACCAUGCAAUCUAUCGUGGUUUUCUUCACUUUAUUGGCCUUGAGCUUGGCCGCCCCCCAAGAAGAUGAGAACCCCCCAAUGAUGGAGACCCCCGAAUACGUUGUUCUCACCCAAGCCAAGAUCGUGGAACUCUACGAGUUCCUUAAGGCUGAGCUGGAAGGAGAUGACCUUGAUCAAAUGGAACCCGUGGAACUCAAUAUGGAAGCCUUGGAGCUUGACACGGAUGAACCCGCUCGUAAGAAACGAAGCGCCGAGGCCAAACCCUUCUUCUGGCGUUGGCUUUUCGGAUACCGACGUCAUCAUGGUUAUGGACAUCGAAGACGCUAUCAUCAUUGAGUGAGUGUCUAAAAGCACCGGGCAUUCUGGGGUGCAAUUUAGGGCACCAUUUUAAGGAACUAAAUCCAGUCAUAGAAUUCGUAGAGAAGCAUCGGCUGCAAAUAAAACGCUUGAGAAAUACCAAAAAA